Molecule: messenger RNA, 2155 nt
Organism: Sturnus vulgaris (Common starling)
Lineage: Eukaryota; Metazoa; Chordata; Aves; Passeriformes; Sturnidae
Gene: POLB
Product: DNA polymerase beta
Biological process (GO): double-strand break repair via nonhomologous end joining; base-excision repair
Cellular component (GO): nucleus
Molecular function (GO): DNA binding; DNA-directed DNA polymerase activity
Source: RefSeq, a predicted model, not a curated record
CUGCCGGAAGUUCCCGCGGGCGCUCGGCGCCGGUGCCGGCCAUGAGCAAGCGCAAAGCUCCCCAGGAGAGCCCCAACGAGGGCAUCACCGACUUCCUCACCGAACUGGCCAACUACGAGCGCAACGUGAACCGGGCCAUCCACAAGUACAACGCGUACAGGAAAGCGGCGUCGGUCAUUUCUCGGUAUCCGAGCAAGAUACGGAGCGGGGCUGAAGCCAAGAAGCUGGAUGGAGUAGGUGCUAAAAUAGCCGAAAAGAUAGAUGAAUUCUUAUCCACUGGAAAACUACGGAAAUUGGAAAAGAUUCGACAAGAUGAUACGAGUGCUUCUAUCAGUCUCCUGACACGAGUCACUGGCAUCGGUCCUGCUGCUGCUAGGAAGUUUGUUGAGGAAGGAAUUAAGACUUUAGAAGAUCUAAGAAAAAUUGAGCACAAGCUGACCCAUCACCAGCGAAUUGGGUUGAAAUACUUUGAAGAUUUUGAGAAGAGAAUCCCGAGGGAAGAAAUGUUGCAAAUGCAGGAAAUUGUGCUCAAAGAGAUAAAGAAGCUGGACCCAAACUAUAUUGCUACAGUCUGUGGCAGUUUUAGGCGAGGCGCAGAGUCAAGCGGCGAUAUGGAUGUUCUCCUAACCCAUCCCAGUUUUACAUCUGAAUCAUCCAAACAGUCAAAACUUUUGCAUCAGGUUGUAGAACAACUGGAAAAAGUCCACUUUGUCACAGAUGUGCUUUCUAAAGGUGACACCAAAUUCAUGGGUGUCUGUCAGCUGCCAGAUAAAGAAGAUGGAACAGCCUAUCCACAUCGGAGAAUUGAUAUCCGGCUUAUCCCAAAAGAUCAGUAUUACUGUGGUGUACUGUAUUUCACAGGAAGUGAUAUAUUCAAUAAGAACAUGAGAACUCACGCUCUGGAAAUGGGCUUCACAAUCAAUGAAUAUACAAUACGCCGCUUGGGUGUUACUGGAGUUGCUGGCGAGGCCCUGCCGGUAGAAUGUGAAAAAGACAUCUUUGACUAUAUCCAGUGGAAAUACCGAGAGCCAAAGGAUCGGAGUGAAUAACUUAACUGCUUGUGUAGGUUUGUAGCCUAGAGAGAUGUUUUCACAGCUUCUUACGAACAUGUGAAAGUGCAUAGCCUUACUUUGGAUGUUACUUGAGAAACUGUGUAUUAUUGAUGUUUAAAGCAAAUCCGUGGCACUCGAACAGAAUGUGUCGUGAAGAUAAAUCUUGUGAGAUUUCAUUUUCAUAUAGUCACAGAAUAAUUUGGGUUGCUAGGCACCCCUUAAUGUCAUGUAGUCUAGUCCCCCUGCAUGAGCAGGGCCAUCUUUGACUAGAGAAGAUUGCUUAGAGCCUGGUCCAAUCUGACCUUGAAUGUUUCCGGGGAUGGGGGGUCCAGUGUCUCUCUUUGUAUCUUAUAUAUGUAGAUACCAGAAUGAAAAAGCGGGCUAUAUCAUGAAGUACUCCUAAAGAGUACCAUUUUCAACUACUGUCUGUAUCUCCUCAUACCUGUGUUAAGUGUCUUGGUGCAGUGCUGAAGCUCAUAAUGAGUCCUUCCUGUGUACUUAUUUCUAAAAUCUUUCAGUAUGGGCUAUAUGCUAAGGUAGCCAUUCUCCCGUUGCAUGUGACCUGUGAAUUUUGUUACUAGGUAUGUUGUAGUACUAUUGAUUGCAGUGCUCUGUGUUUCGUUCAGCUCGGUCUGAUUAAUUGAUGCACUGCUACCACUCCUGUAGAUUCAAUCUGCCCUUUUUUAUAUGCAAAACUGUCAAAUCUUAUUUUAUACCUCCCCUUUAAUUGUUGGGAAAGGUAAUGAGUAUUUUGGAUGUGAGAUGAGGUCUCUUCAAGAAUGCAUGUAUUUGGGACAGGUUCUGUUGGUUAACUUUAAACUUUCCAAAGUAGUAAACUACUAGCUUUCACAUGUUACAGAGCACGAGCAUGGAAUGUAUUGCUGCUACUGUGUUUGAAUACCUUGAAGCAGUAAGGCAACUGUAGUACAGAACUGCAAGCUUGAAAGGAUGAGACUUUUGUACAUAGUCAAAUUGACUAAUGCUAACAAUAUAAUACUUCUCUUGGUUUCUUAAUGCUUAGGUUCUCUAUCGGUGUCUAUGAGGGCAGAGAGGAUUUUGUAUAGUCAGACUACUUAACUUGAACCUGAAUCAUGAAACAAACA